Molecule: messenger RNA, 1917 nt
Organism: Phytophthora infestans T30-4
Lineage: Eukaryota; Oomycota; Peronosporomycetes; Peronosporales; Peronosporaceae
Exons: 4
Coding region: 1-1917 (638 amino acids)
Source: RefSeq, a predicted model, not a curated record
AUGGUGUUCCCGGAGGAUGAAGUGCCCAUUGAGCUUUGUCCGUUUUCAACUGCAACACCAGCAGAAGCAUCUUUGACACCUGCGUCGGUAACAGCAGAUGAAUCAGCAACGACAAGCUCGCUAAAUCGAACCGUGGGGAGAAGGAAGCGCAGGAAGAAAUUGAGUUAUUCAGCUUCACGAAGCAAGUUAGCAACCAAGUCGAGGCAGGAGCAAGACAGUGUCCCCGCUUCACCUGCAUUAGAGGACAAAAUCAGCAUUUCAGUGAACGGACACGCAGGUGAGAAUGGAGUCCAGACUGACACCGGCGAGAAUGCACCUCCAUCACCGGUAUAUCCUGAUGCAGACGCUUCACACCUGUACCCGUCGACACCCGAAGGAGAACCCUGGCAUUGGGAAGAUGUUGAUCCGUACUUUGACCCUCUAGCACAGGGCGACCUGGAUAAUCUGGCUCGCUGGCGCAAGGAAAACGCUGAUUUCAUUGCGGCGAACGCAAGAGCAUGUCGCGACAUGCCAGGGAUGGAGACGAAGCGUGCAGUAUUAGAGUCUAUGCUCGCAGAUGCUUCAGAUGCGUCGACGGCUCACGUGGAUAUCCCAAUUCGUCGGGGACGGAGUUACCGCGAUGUUUGGGAGGAAAAGGAUUUUCUUGUUCAACAAAAGCGCGACAACUCCGCGGGGGAAACUCAUCAAGCCAGUUCCUUGCUGGAAUCCCAUCGCGACUUGGUGUAUGGAUACGAUGACGAUCUCUUCCUCGAGUUUAAGAGUCGUCUUGAGGAUCGAGUUGUGUUUGAUGAAGAAGUUCUCCCGAGUUUCCCAGUACAUCAGUUGCAUCCAGCGUCUCUAGGAUUUUGGAAGCUCCGCAAGAAUCAAGAACCUGAUUUUGAAGUUGUGCACCCUGCAUCUGUAAACCGUGAUAAAGUUCCUACACGCUGGAGAGAGGAGAGGAAGCAGCAUCGCCAACAACAGUACGAACUCCAACUACAGCACACAAAUGAACUAGCUGAUCCGAGUGAUGGAGACGAUGAAAGUACUGGCGACACGGCUCGUGAUCGACUCCGUGCGACUAUUUCUACCAGCGAGAUUACUGAUGAGCUACCGUCAUUUGGCAACUGUGUGGAAGCAGAUGAAAUCUCACAAGCGCUGGCUGCUUCAAUGCGAAAGCUGAUUCCGCUGUCCAUGUACAACUGGCGAACUGCGCAGCUCGUAUACGAAAGAGCAGCGUGUAGUAUCCAAUGUGCACCGAUCCUAGAGGGUGAAGCUGCCGCUGCUCGAGAGCUGGAGGAUGUGUUUUUGGAGCUGUGCCCUCCCGAAGACUCCAAUGUGGAUAUAACUGUACCUUCUGGUACUGGUCCAAGUCGUAAACCGUGGACACAGAUCACUAGUGCCCCGCAUGACAUGAUUGCCUAUAGUGUACGCCACGAUAUCGCGGAUAACUGUUCGUUGGCAGUAGCAGCUUCGGUGGAAUUUGCCCUAGGACUGAGCAUGGGCGACGUGGUGGACGUCCUUGACCGGAAUGGUUGCUGGAAUUACGGCGAAGUUGUGGAGAUUUACUCGGAAAGCAGGCUGGGGGUUUCUAAGUUUUUGCUGGUGCGUUUUUCGCUGUGGUCUGAGGACACAGUCGAAUGGAUCGCGGCCAGCGAAGGCCGCAUAUUGCCUCAAGGUGUCGCUAACGGCACACGAUCGUGUUCGGUUGGUCCCACCCGUGCCCACCGAGUCCGUGUCCGAUAUGACCAGAACCUUGCUAGACAAUUAGAGCGGUCUUUCCCACAGCGACAAGCCAAUCGAGCAACCGCUGCAUCUCAAAUGUUAGCACAACGUCAACAUAAUGCCGUCAUACGAUCCUCGAGUGAUCAGCACAAGACACCGCAAAAGCGAAAACGGAAACGGCUAGGUAAAUCUGCAGCAAUGACAACAUCUUAG